CAGGUUUAUGUCAUUUAUUUGUCUGAUAUUUGGUUUAAAUAUGGUUUGUUUAUUUAUGUUGAUUUGUUAGAUUUAAAAAAAAUAGGUAGGGUGAAGAAUAUGUCAAUGUCGUUUCAUCAUGCCCCAGAAAGUAAUCAAACUGCAAUAAACAUGUAUACUGCAAUAAUAAUUAUAUAUUCUAUCAAUCAGAAUUCCUUUAAGGCUUAUAGUACUCUUGCAAACUAUAUUUACUUUCAGGAUUCAAGAACAGUGAUUCAUCAAUGGGGGAUUUCUUCUGUGAUAUAUGUGACGUACAAUUUUCUUCAAAACAUAUUUACCUUUUACAUAUGCUUCAACCAGGACACAUAAAGAAAAGACGUUCUACAAAGUUAUGUAUACAAUGUGAAACAUGGAUACCUGAUACAGGUUUUAAGAAGCAUCUUUCAUCUAAGCAUGACUUCUCAGUUACGCAGUGUUACAUAUGUAAGGAAAAAUUACCAGUAAGAAUUAAAAGAAAAAAAAAUCAAUUGAAUUCAGCAGCUGAAAUGCAGAGACAUCUUUAUGAGAAACACAAACAACGUAAUUAUAAUUGUGAAUUUUGUGAUCAUACUUCUUUCACUUUGUUCUAUUUGAGGAAGCACAUCGUAAAUACACAUCAUCGUUGGAAGAUUCAACAAUGCAAAUUAUGCACCUUCACAUGUGGAGCUAAUCACCAAAUGCAAACCCAUAUGAGGAAAAACCAUAAAUUGGGUGCAUCAUGGGUCUGCAAUAAGUGUGGUGACACCUUUGAAUCAUAUAAAAUGAAAAUGGCACAUAAAGCAAGAAUGCACCCUACUUUGAUGACUUGUGAGUAUUGCGGUAAAGAACUUGACCGCAAAAAUAUGGACCAGCAUGUUCGAAUACAUACUGGGCAUAAGCCUUACAUCUGUGAACAUUGUGGAGUGAAAUUCGCACAGAAAAAUUCUCUCAAUUGGCAUAUGUCGUCCAAACAUUCUCACUUAAACGAAGAAAAAAAUAUUUCUAAAAAACUCAAAUCAACUGGAAAGAAGAAAAAGAGUAAAAGUUAAGGUUAAUAUUUGUUGUAUUUGUCAUAUAUUCUCUUAGAGGAGAAGCUAUAAUAUGGGAUUGAAAUCAAUCCUUUAGACGUUGACAUUAAUAUUUUAACACGGCUGGCUGGCAGGAAUGGUAUUCAGUUGUCAAAAUGUUACAUGUAUUUUAUAGGUAAACAUUGAAUUGAAAUAAUUAUAGAAUAAAGUGGAACUUUCAUUUCAAGGUGUAUGUUCACUCAGUGAUCACCUAUUAUUACAAGUGUGUGAGUAAUGACUCGACAAGAUCCGCAAAAUUCAAAAUGUCAAGGAAAGGUUUGUUUGUUUCUCUUUCCUUUACCACUGUAAUAUUAUUUUAACUACAAAUGGUAUUCCAUAUGCUGCAUAUGAGACUCAUUAUUCAUUCAUCAAAAACAACCCUGUAGUUGAUGCAAGCAAAGAUACAACGAUGAAUGAACAAACAGAUUCUCCAAUGAACGAUGAACUGACCCAGAUGAAAGGGAAAGAAGAUUCAGACAAACCAUGGAUCAUAAAGUGCUCAAAUGGAGCACUUCAGAGGGCUGGGAAUCAUUGAUAAUCAACGCUGUUGAAAUAUAAAUUUAUGCUUUUUUAAAAGGUUUCAUGUAGGAACUUAUGCCAAUAAAAUCAUGUAUGCCAAUAAAAUUGUGUAUGAGUCAAUUAGAAAAGAAAUUGAAAAAUCACAAAUGCCUGAAGGGAACCAAAGGGUGGUCACCUCCCUCUAAUUUUUAUUUUUUUAUAUUUU
This is a messenger RNA of Owenia fusiformis, 1788 nucleotides long. NCBI's taxonomy places the organism in Eukaryota, Metazoa, Annelida, Polychaeta, Sabellida, Oweniidae. The record is from the annotation of a GenBank genome assembly.